CAAGAUUUAAUAUUAGAUCAUGUAUCAAUACAUAAUCAAAUGAUUUAAUGCAAAAUGUUCUACGUCAAUUUAGCAGGGAUAAAGUGAAAUCUGUUCUCUCGAAUUUGAAAAGGAGUGAAAAGGAACUUGAAUUGCCGAACUCAAUUGGAGGGGUUCACUUUUAUGGUGUCAUUUGUCAAGUUGAAAGUAAUAACUGCCAUCUGCCAUUUUUGCCAUUUUCUCAAAAAUCAGAAACAAACAUGUCAAGUGAACUUGAUAAUUGGAUAGAAAUUGCAAAGCAAUGUAAAUAUUUACCAGAAAAUGAUUUAAAAAAGUUAUGUGAUAUAGUGUGCAGUAUUUUAGUAGAAGAAUCUAAUGUCCAGCCAGUCUCUACUCCUGUAACGGUGUGCGGGGACAUUCAUGGACAGUUUUAUGAUCUCGAGGAACUUUUUCGGAAAGGUGGACAAGUUCCAGAUACUAACUAUGUAUUUCUAGGAGACUUUGUUGAUAGAGGGUACUAUAGUUUGGAAACUUUUACAAGACUACUUACUCUUAAAGCUAAAUAUCCAAAUAAGAUCACCCUGUUAAGAGGAAAUCACGAAAGUAGGCAAAUAACACAAGUUUAUGGUUUUUAUGAUGAAUGUAUGACUAAAUAUGGAAAUGUAAAUGCUUGGAAAUAUUGCUGUGGUGUUUUUGAUUUUUUAACCAUUGCCGCUAUAAUAGAUGAAAAAAUUCUAUGUGUUCAUGGAGGACUAAGUCCUGAUAUAAAGACUUUAGACCAAAUAAGGAUACUUGAAAGAAAUCAAGAAAUACCCCACAAGGGAGCAUUUUGUGAUUUGGUUUGGUCUGACCCGGAUGAAAUAGAUAAUUGGGCUACCAGUCCUAGAGGUGCAGGAUAUUUAUUCGGGGUCAAAGUUACUCAUGAUUUUAUGAGAAUAAAUGCACUCUCAUUGAUAUGUAGGGCACAUCAAUUGGUACAUGAAGGAUAUAAAUAUAUGUUUGAUGACAAGCUGGUGACAGUGUGGUCAGCUCCCAACUAUUGUUAUAGAUGUGGUAACAUAGCAAGUAUUUUGGAAUUCAAUACUGCUGACAAGGGCGAAGCGAAAUUAUUUCAAGCUGUUCCUGAUUCGGAAAGAGUUAUACCUAGUAGGAAUAUUACGCCUUACUUUUUAUAAUUUAAUUUUAAAUAUAUUUUAAAUACGUUUUCAUUAUUUGUUUUAAUAAAAUUAUGUAAAUUAUCUUGAAUAGUAAAUACUGUUUAACUUCCUGUUAAAAAUACCCUUAACAAAAAUAUCAGAAUCGCGGAAAUGACUAGACCACCCCUGCAACAUUUACUUAAGUCAGCAAGAUUAGACAAAGAAAAUCUGUGGUUAUAUGACUGCGCGAUCCGUAAUGGU
Psylliodes chrysocephalus is the source of this 1376-nucleotide messenger RNA. The record is from the annotation of a GenBank genome assembly. NCBI's taxonomy places the organism in Eukaryota, Metazoa, Arthropoda, Insecta, Coleoptera, Chrysomelidae.